Knipowitschia caucasica is the source of this 228-nucleotide messenger RNA. The record is from the annotation of a GenBank genome assembly. Lineage: Eukaryota; Metazoa; Chordata; Actinopteri; Gobiiformes; Gobiidae.
AUGAUGGAGCUCACGAUUCAGCUGAUCCCGACCGGAGAGAUCAUCCUGGCUCCGGGGAAGAACGGGGAAAACUACUGCCACAACUGCAAGGAGUGCGGAGGGCGGCGGAGGCUAUCACUGUCAGAGCUGCCUUUCCGCUUUGUGUCAAACUCCGCUCCGUCAACAGGAUACCAGCUCCCUGUGCGCCAACAAUGUCCAAGCACCUCUCGCAAAAGCUUAUCUCACUAA